This is a messenger RNA of Paramecium sonneborni, 2696 nucleotides long. Lineage: Eukaryota; Ciliophora; Oligohymenophorea; Peniculida; Parameciidae. The record is from the annotation of a GenBank genome assembly.
AUGAAAUAAAUUUAAUCAAUUAAAACAAAGAAUAUUGAAACUCUAGUAAGUUUGCUUCUUUUAAUAAAUGGAAAAAGGUUGAAGAUUUACCUCCUCUGGUUGAUGAAAUUGAUUUUCUAGACGAUGAAAAUACUAAUAAACGUAAUAAAUUUGUAUAGAGAGAUACAAAUAUUUUAAUAUUUGUUGAUCUGAAACAAUUUGGAAUUUAAGAAUUAAAAGCAGAAAUUAUAGACAUGUCAUAAAUCAUUAUAGAAUUCAUUAAAACAAUAUGCUCAAAAUAUUUCUUAUAUAUAGAUUUCCAUAAUGUGUAAAUGAUGACUAAUGGAUGGUUAGUAGACUAUAAUAUGAGAUUCAACCAUUAUGAUAUUUCUAGCAAUUCAGUCUUUUAAUUCAUUAAAUUUUAUCCUAAAAUCUCUAAUGAAUAAUUUUAUAUAACAAUUCAUAUACAUGAUUAUCUUCUAAAGAGAUAGUAUGAUAGUUAUGUUCAUAGCUCAAUGAAAGUUAGUGAGGUUAUGGAAUAAUUAUUUGAUUAUUUAUUGGUAGAUAAAAGGUGUAGAGAUUUUAUGGUAGAUGUAAUUUUUGAAGGGAAAAUGUUAAAAGAUGAAAGCUUGCUAUAUGAAUAUAACAUAAAAAAUAACAGUCGAUUGGAUGUUUAAAUCAGACGAUUAGGUGGUUGUUUUCCUGGUAAUGCACCAAUAAAACUUUUUAAUGGAACAACUAAAAUAAUAAAAGAUAUUGAAGUAGGUGAUAUUGUUUAAUGUUAUGAUUUUGAAUAAUAAUAAUUCAAAUAGUCAAUUGUUGUGGUAAAGCAAACAUCAACUGAAAAAUAAUUAUUAAUAGAGAUUAUUACUCAGAAUGGUAGAAUUGUUUGUACUCCAAAUCACCCUGUUUACACUUAAAAUGGAUGGAAAGCAUUUUAACCACAUCCAAAUUUAUCUAUUGAAAAGUUAAGUAUUAAUGAUCUUCUAUUUGAUUCAAAUGGAAAGUUUGUUAAUAUUGUUUAAAUUAAUUUUAUAAAAGAAGCUGAGACUGUUUAUAACAUUACAACCAAAUAUCCAAAUAAUUUUAUUGCUUUUGACUUUUUUGUUCACAAUAUGAAUAUUUUAUAAGUUGAAAUUAAUGGCUAAAUAGUAUAAAUGGAAAUAGAAAUAUCUUGUUUAAUUUCAGAAAUAAAAGAUGCUUUUAACCAAUUGUUAAAAAUACCUGUUUAAAAUUUAUAGUUAUAUUAUAAAGGAAUAUUAAUGAAAGAUAAAUUUUCAUUAGAAGAUUAUCAUGUACAAUUUAAUGGAAAAGGUGGUGAGGAUGACCCAUUGAUAUUAAAAGUCAUAAAAUAAUCUGAAGGAGAUCAAUAAGAAAUUUAUCAAAAUAAUAAUUUUGAAAAUAUUUUUAAAAUAAAAUUAAUCAAAAAGGGAAUUCAAUAAAUAGAUGGCUUUUGUGAUGAUAAAAUUAUUUCAAUAACAUCAAAGAAGUUAAACUAUAAAUUAAAUAUUAAAAAGAAUCAAAAAAUAAAUAUAAGAUAAUUAUUAGGAACUUUUGAAUCUAAAGAAGAUAUUGAAAGAUCUUUAAUAUUGUGUGAUGGAGCAGUUAUAAAUUCUUCAAGUUUAGAUUAUGAUAUCUAAGAAUUAGAUGCUUAAAGUAUUAUCUUAAUUGAUCAAUAAUAAUUUGGAGGAAUUGCAAUAAAAUUCACUUUAGAGAUAAAUGAUCAAUAAGUUGAAAAUAUAUCUUAACUUAAAGAUUCUUUGUAAUGGUUGUGUAAUUCUGAAAUUAAUGAAUUUAUAUAGGAAAGUUUGGAAGAAAUAAAUGCAAAUUAAUAAAGGAAAUAAUAUUAUUAAAAAAUCCCUCUUCAUUGUAUUAUAGCACUUAGAUUAAAUACAAGCAAUUUAAUAUAUAGAGAGUUAAAUAAUGAUUUAAGAACAUCAGAUUAUCAAAAUUGGAAGAAAUAUUUAAAAUGUUUAAUGGAAGGACUUCGAUAUAUGUAAUUUUACAGAGGAGUUGCAUAUCGUGGAAUUAAGAAUUAUUAAAAUACUUAAGAAUAUUAAAAAGGAAAGACUAUAUAAUGGAGUGGAGUUAGUAGUAUUUCAUUAAAUUAUUAAAUUGCUGAAAAUUUCAGUAAUAAUAAAGGAAUGAUUUUUUAAGUUGAUUUUAUUAGUGCCAAAAACAUAGAAAAUAUUUCAAUUUUUGAAAGAGAAUAAGAAUUAAUAAUGUAUCCCUUUUCUGCUUUUGUUAUUAAUGAAGUUCAAGAUAAUCUAAAUAAACCUAUUUUUGUAACAAUGACAGAAUUACCUUUACCUAGAUCAUACUAGGUGUUAUUAUGGGUUGAUGAUAAUCCUCAAAAAAAUUAUAAAUUUGCGGAAGACUUAGAAAUUUUAAAUAGUAAAAUUUCUGUUAUAUUCUGUACUACAACAAAAGAUGCAAUUCGCAUUAUCAAAAAAUAUAGAUGGAUGAUAUAUUUAACAUCAUCUUAGUUUAGAGUAGUAAGUAACCUUGCAAGAAUAGAAGAGGGUAAGAUGAACUAUAAUGCAGGUAUUGAAUUAUUAUGUCAUUUAUAUUAAUAAAUGAAAUACAAAAAUUAGAGUCUAAUUUUUUCUGAUGAUUUCUAAAGAGUUAAGGAAGAGCUUAACAAACUAAAAUUUUAAGGAAAUUUCGAAAUUACAAACGAUGUACAAGUUUUGUUUAAGUUUCUCAAAUUUGAAUGA